This is a messenger RNA of Lepus europaeus (European hare), 6808 nucleotides long. RefSeq names its product zinc finger protein X-linked (gene ZFX). The coding region runs from base 143 to 2539 and encodes 798 amino acids. Gene Ontology annotation, biological process: regulation of transcription by RNA polymerase II. NCBI's taxonomy places the organism in Eukaryota, Metazoa, Chordata, Mammalia, Lagomorpha, Leporidae. The record is from RefSeq and is a predicted model, not a curated record. Gene Ontology annotation, cellular component: nucleus. The transcript is spliced from 8 exons. Gene Ontology annotation, molecular function: metal ion binding; RNA polymerase II cis-regulatory region sequence-specific DNA binding; DNA-binding transcription factor activity, RNA polymerase II-specific.
CUCCUCCCUCCCUCCGCCCGCCCCACCAGCCGGAGCCCGGCCCAGUGCUCCAGAGAAAGGCCGGCCUGCAGCACCCGCCACCGUCGCCAACCGCCCGCACUCCCGUCCGUUUAGGAACUGUGACUGAUGAGAAUUAAAGGCCAUGGAUGAAGAUGGACUUGAAUUACAACCACAAGAGCCAAACUCAUUUUUUGACGCAACAGGAGCUGAUGCUGCACACAUGGAUGGUGAUCAAAUUGUUGUGGAAGUUCAAGAAACUGUUUUUGUUUCAGAUGUUGUGGAUUCAGACAUAACUGUGCAUAACUUUGUUCCCGAUGACCCAGACUCAGUUGUAAUCCAAGAUGUUAUUGAGGACGUUGUUAUAGAAGAUGUCCAAUGUCCAGAUAUCAUGGAAGAAGCAGAUGUAUCUGAAACAGUCAUCAUUCCUGAGCAAGUGCUGGACUCAGAUGUAACUGAAGAAGUUUCUUUAGCACAUUGCACAGUCCCAGAUGAUGUUUUAGCUUCUGACAUUACUUCAGCCUCAAUGUCUAUGCCAGAACAUGUCUUGACAAGUGAAUCUAUACACGUGUCUGACGUUGGACAUGUUGAGCAUGUGGUUCAUGAUAGUGUAGUAGAAGCAGAAAUUGUCACUGAUCCUCUGACCACUGAUGUAGUUUCAGAAGAAGUUUUGGUAGCAGACUGUGCCUCUGAAGCAGUUAUAGAUGCCAACGGGAUCCCUGUGGACCAGCAAGAUGAUGACAAAAACAACUGUGAGGACUACCUUAUGAUUUCCUUGGAUGAUGCUGGCAAAAUAGAACACGAUGGUUCCUCUGGAAUGAACAUGGACGCAGAGUCGGAAAUUGAUCCUUGUAAAGUGGAUGGCACUUGCCCUGAAGUCAUCAAGGUGUACAUUUUUAAAGCUGACCCUGGAGAGGAUGACUUAGGUGGAACUGUAGACAUUGUGGAGAGUGAGCCUGAGAAUGAUCAUGGAGUUGAACUACUUGAUCAGAACAGCAGUAUUCGUGUUCCCCGGGAAAAGAUGGUUUAUAUGACUGUUAAUGACUCCCAGCAAGAAGAUGAAGAUUUAAAUGUUGCUGAAAUUGCUGAUGAGGUUUAUAUGGAAGUGAUAGUAGGAGAGGAGGACGCUGCAGCCGCAGCCGCAGCCGUGCACGAACAGCAAAUGGAUGACAGUGAAAUCAAAACCUUCAUGCCAAUCGCAUGGGCAGCAGCUUAUGGUAAUAAUUCUGAUGGAAUUGAAAACCGGAAUGGCACUGCAAGUGCCCUCUUGCACAUAGAUGAGUCUGCUGGCCUCGGCAGACUGGCUAAACAAAAACCAAAGAAAAGGAGAAGACCUGAUUCCAGGCAGUACCAAACAGCAAUAAUAAUUGGCCCUGAUGGACAUCCCUUGACUGUCUAUCCUUGCAUGAUUUGUGGGAAGAAGUUUAAGUCCAGAGGUUUCUUGAAAAGGCACAUGAAAAACCAUCCUGAGCACCUUACCAAGAAGAAGUAUCGCUGUACUGACUGUGACUACACUACCAACAAGAAGAUAAGUUUACACAACCACCUGGAGAGCCACAAGCUGACCAGCAAGACGGAGAAAGCUAUCGAAUGCGAUGAAUGUGGGAAGCAUUUCUCUCAUGCUGGGGCUUUGUUUACUCACAAAAUGGUGCAUAAGGAAAAAGGAGCCAACAAAAUGCACAAGUGUAAAUUCUGUGAAUAUGAGACGGCUGAACAAGGGUUAUUGAAUCGCCACCUCUUGGCAGUCCACAGCAAGAACUUUCCUCAUAUUUGCGUGGAGUGUGGUAAAGGUUUCCGUCACCCAUCAGAGCUCAAAAAGCACAUGCGAAUCCAUACUGGUGAGAAGCCGUACCAAUGCCAGUACUGCGAAUAUAGGUCUGCAGACUCUUCUAAUUUGAAAACGCAUGUAAAGACUAAGCAUAGUAAAGAGAUGCCAUUCAAGUGUGACAUUUGUCUUCUGACUUUCUCAGAUACCAAAGAGGUGCAGCAACAUGCUCUUAUCCACCAAGAAAGCAAAACACACCAGUGUUUGCAUUGUGACCACAAGAGUUCGAACUCAAGUGAUUUGAAACGACACAUUAUUUCAGUUCACACAAAGGACUACCCCCACAAGUGUGACAUGUGUGAUAAAGGCUUUCACCGGCCUUCAGAACUCAAGAAACACGUGGCUGCCCACAAGGGUAAAAAAAUGCACCAGUGUAGACAUUGUGACUUUAAGAUUGCAGAUCCAUUUGUUCUGAGUCGCCAUAUUCUGUCAGUUCACACAAAGGAUCUUCCAUUUAGGUGUAAGAGAUGUAGAAAGGGAUUUAGACAACAGAAUGAGCUUAAAAAGCAUAUGAAGACACACAGUGGCAGGAAAGUGUAUCAGUGUGAGUACUGUGAGUAUAGCACUACAGACGCCUCAGGCUUUAAACGGCAUGUUAUUUCCAUUCAUACGAAAGACUAUCCUCACCGAUGUGAGUACUGCAAGAAAGGGUUCCGAAGACCUUCAGAAAAGAACCAGCACAUCAUGCGACAUCAUAAAGAAGUUGGCCUGCCCUAGCGAUACUUCUACAGAGAUAUUGGCCUUGAAGCAGAAAGUUAAUUUUAAAGCCUAUUAGUGUCAUUCAUAUACAAUACUGUAUAUUGAUUUAUGCUGUGUACAAAUAGACUUAUUGCUUCUAGUUGACUUUCUUUUUUACAUUUUGUUCAGUAGUGUGUUCUGAAUUCUAUUCAGUUUGUUUAAUAAAUGGGGAAAAACAGCAACAAACUAGUUGCUUUUAAUAAAGUAAUCCCUGAUUCUAUACUGAAUUUUUCUAUCUUAGAAGUUUUAUAUUUAUUUAAAUAUUUACCUUGCUUACCUUGAUGGUACUCUUCUAAGACCAUUUAACUUAAGGUAACUUUAGAUUGGUUAACUCUGAAAGUUUUCAUGUUGAUUCAUUACCACCCUGUCCCCUCUGCCGCCCCCCCCCCCCCCCAUGGAUUUCUCACAGUGAAGUUGUCAGAGACAUCUACUAAUAUAAAUGGGAGAUAUUACAGUCAGGUCUAACUCUCAUAACAUGGAAAUCCUUUACUUGUCUUAAGAUUUUCAGAUCAUACUACAAUGAAAGUUUCCAUUUGAGCUUUUGUGUCCCUGGCUUCGCUGAGUAAAGAACAGUGGCUGGGUUUGUGUUUACUUUUCAUUUUAUUUAGCAGAUAAAAUAUAUUUUUGACUUUCUUUGGACUAUUUACAUCUUUUGUCAGUGUAGUAAGCUUUUAGAAAAACUUAUUGAAAAAUUUGGCUUGAUCCUGUUGUAAUUUGAUUCUUCUGUCUGUGCUGCUUUGUCUUGGAAUGGUUGUGUGCUAUAAAUGAGACUUACUGAGGAUUGCAUUUUGGAAUCUGCUAGAGGUAACUCCUGGCUCAUAGGAUCUUUUGCAACUUUAUAUAUGUAAAUGUACCCUGAUUUAUAUAUAUACACAUAUAUAUAUAUAACACAUGUAUCUGUGUGUAUUGCUUAUUUUACAUAUUUAAACACACAACCCCAAGUAGUAGUUGUUUAAAAUCUAUAAUGAAAAGUAUUAAAUUUACAGUAACACGGAAGAUCCAGGGAUGCAUGAGAGAGCAUUUUGUAAGUCAUGCUCUUCAGAGAGACUACUCAGGUGAAGAAUUAGAAGGAAAAUAAGGACACUAGUAUUUUUAAAGAGUAAAGGUAUUUUCUUUUAAAUAUCUUUGGUAAUUGAGAAAUAGAAGUUAAGACAUUUCUAGAUAGAAUGUUUUCAUACAAUUUCAGCUCCAUGCCUUUAUAUUUUUUUGAAAAGCUAAUGAAUAUCCAGACAUGACUCCUUCAGUUCUCUCUGAGAAGCCUGAGAGAGAAUUCUGUCUCGCCAAGGGAGGGGGACAGAGAGGUAGCGAUGGCUCUAUGGACCAGAGAACUGGUGCUAAUUAUGACUUAACUUGGCAAGUUCAGCCUGCUGUGUUAUUCCUUAGACAGUUACAGUUAGCAAACUUUAAACACCUUUAGAACACUCAAGUUGGCUUUUAUUGGAAGAUAAAGGUGGGUUUCAAGUGCAUAAGGAAAGUCUGAGGCCUUAUUUGGAACAUCACCAAGUCUUUGACAGUUCUGUUUUUCUUUGUGAGUUGGCAUCUUUUAACAAAUGGGCCUGAGUCAGAGUCAUACUUUCAUAAAAUGAGCUCAGUUAAUUACAAUUUUGUUAAGAUGACUUGGAGAACAGAAUAUAGUUUUGGGAGUGGUCCCUUAGAUUGGCUGUUGGCACACACAUCUGGCACAUCAUGGGAAAUUUAGAAAUUUUCUUCCCACUCGAUAGCUGCCUUGCCACCUCAUUAUGGUGCUCCAUCCCCUUUGCGCCAUUAGGUUUCUACUUUUCAUCUUUCUCUUUGCCACCCAUAUUUGUAUUUAAUAGCUAUAUUUUUUAGAGUUAGAAAUCUAAAUAUUUGAUGUUUGGCAAGCCUCUAAAGUGCUAAUUCAAUUAAGGUUGAUUCUAAAUCAAGUUCUUUAGGCUGGUAUGAACUCAAACUCAAAUGCCAAAGCCAAGGCGUUGGUUUUUCCUUGACUAUCCUAUAGGGAAUAUCUUCUUGGCCCCCAUUCAAGCUUUUUUUUUUUUUUUUUUCCUUACAGCUGUAUGAUUCAUUGCCCCACUAUUCUUGAAAGCUCUGUCUGUUUUUGUGAGAACCUUUAAAAUCUCCCGUAAUUUUUAUUUUUCCCAGAAAUAAUGUAAAAGAAGACACUUAAAUGAAAGUGGUUAUUUACUAAUUUUAACCAUCUUGUAAAAAUUCAGAAAAUGUAAAUGAUUGGGUCAUUUAUAUUUUUUUAAAUAAACUGAAAGAUAAAGAACACAACACUUUACACACUUUAUAUUUCUCUUAUGUAAUCUGGAAUCAUACACCGUUCUUUUCUUUUUUAAGCACAAUAUUGAAACCUUUAAAAGGUAUUUAAGGGUUUGGUCAAGUGAAUAUAAAAUGUAUUUGUCUGUAUAAAGAGAAAAUGAAAUUGUAGUCACUGUUAUGUACUGACAUUAGUUACAACCUAGUUUUAAUUCUUAAAACAAUUUUGAUUAGCAAAGCUAAAAAAUGGAUGUUUCAGUUAAAUGUUUUAAAGAGGUACAGAUUUUUACAAGGACAUAAUAUAAGUUAUUGUUCUGUAGAAAUAUCCUAUUAAAUAUUGUAUGACCCUUCCUCUGUACACUUUGUAUAAAAAGUAAAAUACAUAAAAAGAAAAUCAUAUAGGGAUGUGUGACAUUAUUGUAAUUGUGUACUUGAGAAUAACGUGCAAAAAUAAAAAUCAGAAUAUUUUCCUGUUAAUGAACGUUUAGUCUAUUUGAUACCAAUACUAAGUUAAUGCUUUUUCUUAAGGAGAAUGUACAGUUUUUGUAAACCUAAUAAACAUCAAAAGCAGUUUAUUAUUUUCAUUCCCCACCCCCCAUUUCUUAAGUCCUUUUAUGCAGCAGUGGAAUGCAAAAUGCUUGAUUGCUUUGAAUUUUGUGACUUGGAUGCAAAUACUGAUAAUAUUUCAGUCUUGUAAAUUUGCAAGUAAUAUUGCGGAGAAGUUAAGAGGUGAUUGGUGAGUCCUUUGAUGAGCAUGUCCUUGAACUUCAUUUUUUUCUUUUCAUAAAGGAUUUGUUUUAUUAGCAUCUCCAGUUCCCUAGAGAUAAAUUACCCAUGCAUGAAGUGGUUUUUGAGAGCACUUAUGAUUCAUUUCCGAAUCCACAGCAUACUUACUCAGUAGGGACUGUCCCACUUCCACUGCAGAAGUCUUUCCCUCCAGUUAACCUUUUGUGCCCAGUUUGGAGGGCACUAGAGGACACUAACACACUAGACAAUGGUUGUUAUAGCAAAAAUCCAAAAUCAGGCAGAAGUUGUCAUCAGCCAAAGAGAUUUUCACCAGCUUUGAUUUUAAAGAUGAGAGUCUAGUUCAUCUGUAGGAACAAGUGUUUGGUAGUUGAAACAGUCAGUAACCAAAACGUGAGGGAAAUGAUCAAGAGAAUGUGGUAAUUUCACUGUCCAGAGCCGUAAAUCAGACAAAAAAAAUCACAUGCUGAGAGUCUUAGUUGCGAUAGAACACCUAGCAAAUGGCAGGUGACCUAUCGGUGACCUUCACCAGUUGGAUAACAUGCUGCUAUGUUCUCUGAGAAUCACAAUCUUUAUUUCCCACAAAUUUUAGCAUUCAUUUGACCAGUCUGAUAUUUUGGGGCAGUGGUUUUCAAGUGUCACCUGGCAGCACUGGCAGCGUUGUAGUCACCUGGGACUUGGUUGAAGAUGCAAAUUCUCAUCUGCCCAGUCUUGUUGAAUUGCAAAAGAAAGUGUGGGGCCUUGCUUCUUAGAGGUCUUAGCAUGUUUUUCAAGUGAUUUUGAUGCAUACUCAAGUUUGGGAAACACAAUUAAAGAGCACAUGAGGAACUUAAAGAUUUCUGCUGCAACAUGUUGUGUGAUAGGCAAAAUCACAAAAACAAAUUAGAACAAUGAAAAUAAGAUGCAGACACUUCCUACCUUGCCUGCACUCCUUUUAAAGUGUAGCUUGCUAGUCAGUCAGUAUAUCCUUUAGUGCACAUGUAAAUAGCCUGUACUUCCUAAUCCUUGUAUGGCCUCCCAUAGUCCUAUUCCUCAGAGGUAAACAGAAGGAAGAUGCAGCAAAUAAAAGAAGGACUGACAAACUGUGUGUGUGUGUGUGUGAGAGAGAGAGAGUGUUAAUUGGCCCAGGAUUAUUAAGUAAUUCAUAUCCAAAAAACCACUUUGCCAUAUUCUACAGUUUUUUAGAUAAGGUCAAAUUUAAGUUUACCCAAUGGAUUUUGUUUUUUGUUUUAUGUACGUAUUGUUUGCCUUUUUCAUAAAAUAAUU